Messenger RNA from Gadus macrocephalus (Pacific cod), 2957 nucleotides. RefSeq names its product leucine rich repeat containing 56 (gene lrrc56). The transcript has 12 exons. The record is from RefSeq and is a predicted model, not a curated record. Gene Ontology annotation, molecular function: protein binding. The coding region runs from base 44 to 2341 and encodes 765 amino acids. NCBI's taxonomy places the organism in Eukaryota, Metazoa, Chordata, Actinopteri, Gadiformes, Gadidae.
AAGACAUGACGACCCCAGAGUGGAGGUCCCCCUCUCUCCAGCCAUGCUUAGGACUGUGUGUGGAACCGAAGACCUCUCCCAGAUCAGCUGCCUGGAGAUCUGUGUGGACACGAGGGAGAACACACUGGGGAACAUUGGUGCCUGCUUGCCCGGGCUGGUGGAGCUGAGGCUGAACAACAGCGCGAUGGCGUCGGUGCGCGACCUGGGCAGCACCCUGGCCCACCUUCAGGUGUUGAGGCUGUCCCGCUGCUGCCUCCAGGACCUUGACGGCGUCAUCCCCUUCACCCACCUCAAGGAGCUGUACCUGGCCUACAACAGCGUGUCCGACCUGAGCCAGCUCAGCAUGCUGGACCAGCUGCAGGUCCUGGACGUGGAGGGGAACGACGUAGACGACUUGGUGCAGGUUCAGAACCUGGCCUUCUGCAGCCAGCUCCACACCCUCAGCCUGCAGGGGAACCCGGUGUGUGUGCGGCCACACCCCGGCGCCAGCCAGGGCUCUGAGUACAGCUAUCGGGUAGCAGUGAGGGAAUUGGUCCCUCAGCUGCGUUACCUUGACGAUGUGAGGGUGGAGGAGGAGGGGCCCGGCAGCAUCAGCAGCACCAUGGGAGAAGAGUGGGCUGUGGUUCGUGACGCAAUAAGAGACCGCAACUCCACACAGACUGCUGCUCAGGAUGCAGCACCAGCAGAGGAGGAGGGGGGGGCGUGGCCGCAAAGCAGACCCAGCCCCAGACUCCCUGGCUGCACCCGGACGAUGACAUCACCGCUCCGUAGACCCACGACAUCACCCAGCCCCGUUGCUAUGACAUCACCGCUCCGUUCACCCAUGACUUCCCCCAGCUCCAGGACGAUGACGUCACCCAGCUCCAGACCGAUGACAUCACCCAUCUCCAGACCGAUGACAUCACCGCUCCGUUCACCCAUGACUUCACCCAGCUCCAGGACGAUGACAUCACCCAGCUCCAGGACGAUGACAUCACCCAGCUCCAGGACGAUGACAUCACCCAGCUCCAGGACGAUGACAUCACCCAUCUCCAGACCGACGACGUCACCAUUUUCCAGAGCGAUGACGUCACCCAGCUCCAGACCCAUGUCAUCACCAUGCUCUAGCACGAGCCCCAGACCAGUGUCCUCGCUCGGUAUCAGGCCUUUCUCUGCAGGCUCAGACCCGUCUGAGGGGGGCGAUGCCGGGGCCAGCUCCCUCACACAUGGAGCUGGGAACAUCUUGUUCUGUGGGAACCCGGUGCAGGCGCUGCGAGCCCGGCGAGAGAACCUGAGAGUACGGGCAGUGGACCAGAGUCACUCUAAACACAUCACCACCAGGAACCCCACCACCAUGGCACUGACGGCCCCCAGCUCCCCAUGUGGCCCCCCAGGCCGCCUGCCCCUCCAUGUCUCUGAGCCCCCGUCUGACCCGGGGGAGCCCAGACCAGAGGGCCCCGGAGUGGGGGACCGCAGCGACGUGUUAGAGGACCUCCGGGCCUGGAGGAGGCAGCACGCCAAACGUCUCCAGCUCAUAGAGAAGGACAGGCAACCAGAGGUGCUGAAAGUAAACCACAGUGACGAAGAUUGCGAUGACGACGAAGAGGAAGAUGAUGACGACGAUGACGACGAUGACCUUGGCGUUUCAAACGACGACGAGAGCAGCGAGGAGUGCGAGGCAGAUGAAGAGGAACGGAGGGAUAAGGGACGGCAGCCUGCCUCUCCAGACUCCUCCUUCGUCUCCCUCUCUCCAGACUCCCCCUCCGUCUCCCUCCUUCCGAACUCCCGUCCUGUCUCCCUCUGUGCAGACUCCCCCAUGGUCUCCCUCUCUCCGGACUCCGCCUCCGCCUCCCUCUCUCCAGACCAGCCACAGAAUGAGGCGGACAGGCCUCGGCUCCUCUCCCCCUUGACUACUCCUUCUCCUCCUCCUCCUCCUCCUCCUCCUCCUCGGGGCCCCUCCCCGGUUGCCCCGGCGACCCGCAGGCCGUCCGGGCUCCGAACACAGAGACGGAGGCUCCUCCCUGUCACGGGAGGGACCCUGGGAGUCUCGGAGGACCGCCGGCAGCAGGAGCAGCCUCUAGUGGGGGCAGGGACCCCCAGGAGAGACCCAGGGCAGUGUGCUACGAGGGCCCCGGAGCAGGGGCCCCUGAGGCCCCUGACAGAACCGGGACACCCGACCAGCCGGUCCGGGGCUACAAGGCACCAGUGCAAAGUAAUGGAUAUAUCAACGGUCCCACCCGCAACCGCAAGACCCCCGGACGGACCAGACAGUACCGGGGGAAAAACAGCAAACGCCGCGCUACAGAAUCAGCUCCAGCGUUACGCACUCAAGCCCAGCAGGGGGAGCCCUCCCCUAGACUGAUGAGCUCAGGAUUUGCCCUGGCCGUCGGGCACUUUGUGGCCCAUCCGUGGUGGUCGCUAUGUCGAACCUCUGCUUCACCUGCUGCAACAGCAACCACGGCAAUACGAUUGUUUCGAACGUCUUUCUACCGUGUCUGCUUCUAGUGUCACCACAACGUCUAUUUUACCCUUUUAUUUUUACAUUAGACUAUUUAUCGUUUUCAAUUGUGUUAAUGUUUUCUGAUGUUUGAUGACCUUGUGUAUCCUGAAACAAAAUAAUAAAUAGUAUUAGCAUUAUAUCAAUGUAGUAAUAAUUAUUAUUAUUAUUAUUAGUGCUCCAGAAAUUCCAAAGGGACAAACAGAGCAAUGUACUCUCGUUGUUGUAAAAAUAUAAGGGGUUACGAUUUUAAUAAACAUUAGCUUUGGCAAUCAAAAGAGCUAUGCAUUUUCCGCUGGCUCCUCUGGAUGUGUGAUUAUUAGAUAUAUGAAGGAUUUCUCAGGGUUAUAUAUUGUUCUUCAAAGUUGCAUCAUAGAUGAAAAGAGUUUAGUUUGAUUUUUUUGAUUUUUUUUUAAGAAAGUAUGUUGUGUUAUUCGUGUUGUUCGAUUAUAUUUUGGAAAAUAAAAUACAAGGGAGUCUU